Molecule: messenger RNA, 1699 nt
Organism: Numida meleagris (helmeted guineafowl)
Lineage: Eukaryota; Metazoa; Chordata; Aves; Galliformes; Numididae
Gene: NOB1
Product: NIN1/PSMD8 binding protein 1 homolog
Exons: 9
Coding region: 90-1361 (423 amino acids)
Biological process (GO): ribosomal small subunit biogenesis; maturation of SSU-rRNA
Cellular component (GO): preribosome, small subunit precursor
Molecular function (GO): RNA endonuclease activity
Source: RefSeq, a predicted model, not a curated record
GAAGUGCUCCCUCGGCGCCGCUCCCGUCGGACCCCGCGCGGCGCUACGGGGCGCGGGGAGGGACACACGCGCACACGGAGCGGGCGGGCAUGGCGCGCGUGGCGCACGUCGUGGCCGACGCCGGCGCGUUUCUGAGCGGCGCGGCGCUGCAGGACGUGGCGCAGAGCGUGUACACCGUGCCCGAAGUGCUGGCCGAGAUCCGGGACCGGCGGGCGCGGCGUCGCCUGGCAGCGCUGCCUUACGAGCUGCAGCUCCGCCGCCCGCGGGCCGACUUCGUGCGGACGGUUACCGAAUUCGCCAAGCGCACCGGGGACUUCCCCAGCCUGUCGGCCGCCGACCUGCAGGUGCUGGCGCUCACCUGCCAGCUGCAGGCCGAGACCGCGGGGCCGGGCAGCGUCCGCCUGCAGCCCCCGGACAAGGUGCGGCUCAGCUCCAGCCCGCGGCAUCCCGAGGCCACGCUGCACCUCGCCGGCUUCCACCUGCCUGCCAAGCACAAGCGCCCGCGGAAGGGCCAGCAGCAGCCCAGCCUCGACAGCAGCGCGGAGCUGCCCGACAGCGCCGAGUUCGGCUCCUUUCUCUACUGGAGGCCUCCACUGCCCAGCAUCGAGGAUGAGCUCCAGGAAAUGCUGAAAACACACAGCAUCUCCACCAGCCCAGAGGCCACCGAUGAGCGCCAGAGCUCAGAGGAUGAAGAUGGUGCCGAGGAGGACGAUGAGGAGGAGAGUGACGAUGAUGAGGGCUGGAUAACGCCCAGCAACCUCAAGCAGGUCCAGCAGGACACGGGGCACUGUGACACUGUGCCCGCCAACGUGCAGGUCGGCUGUGUCACCACGGACUUUUCCAUGCAGAAUGUGCUGCUGCAGAUGGGCCUCCACGUGCUGGCAGUGAACGGCAUGCUGAUCCGCCGGGCCCGGAGCCACAUCCUGCGCUGCCAUGGCUGCUUCAGGACAACUUCAGACAUGACCAAGGUCUUCUGCCCUCACUGCGGUAACAAGACGCUGAAGAAAGUUGCAGUGAGCGUCAGUGAGGACGGGAGCCUCCACAUGCACUUCUCCCGCAACCCCAAGGUGCUGAACCCACGGGGGCUCAGGUAUCCGCUGCCAGCACCGCAGGGAGGGAAGCACGCCAACAACCCACACCUGGUGGAGGACCAGCCCUUCCCGCAGCAGCGGCUGUCCCGCAAGGCCAGGCAGAAGACCAAUGUCUUCGACCCUGAUUACAUCGCAGGGGUCUCUCCCUUUGCAGAAAAUGAUAUUUACAGUCGCGCGGCCAACCUGCAAAUCCGGGACAUGGCACUGGGCGCUGGUAGGAGGCGCCUGAACCCCAACGCUGUGACAAAGAAGUUUGUAAAGAGGAGAUGAAAGGCAGUUCAGGGCCUUCUGCGGUGCAGCUGUGAAGGAGAGGUGGACUGCCUGGGCACUGCAUGGCAUCUGGUGACAGCAGGAGGGUGAGGUGCCUGCAGCACCGGCACCCAGCCUUUCCUUUUGGGCUUCAUUGGGUGUCUGUGGGGCAGGCAGCAGCAGGGCCAAGGCUCUGAGUGCGUGAAGUGCUGAGCAUGACUGCCUGCCAGACCCAGCGAACGGGGAGGGUGCAGGCUACGCUCCUGGUGGGGUAUUGGCAUUCCUGUUUUAUCUCCAAGUACAGCCAAGGGCAACAUGUCGAAUGACAGCAUGGAGAAUAAACACGAAAUGCUGCACCA